Molecule: messenger RNA, 1041 nt
Organism: Trichogramma pretiosum
Lineage: Eukaryota; Metazoa; Arthropoda; Insecta; Hymenoptera; Trichogrammatidae
Exons: 2
Coding region: 1-1041 (346 amino acids)
Biological process (GO): sensory perception of taste
Cellular component (GO): membrane
Source: RefSeq, a predicted model, not a curated record
AUGUCGGUGUUCCUGAUUCGUUUGCAUUACUUUUUCAAAAUUUUUGGUCUAUCGACUAUGAGUGUAGAAAAAUGGAGCAAGAUCAAUCGUUAUCGCUUCAAAACUUCGAGGAAAGAUUUCGCCUACAGUGUCACGCUGAUUUUGGGUUUUUUGCUAUUCGGCUCGUACUACAGCAGAGUCAUGUGGCUGAUGGAUUACGAGGGUAGAUUGAUGUUCGAAAAAAUCUGCGAGGUCUUCUACAUGGUUUUCGCCUUCUCCGUGUGCAUCGCUCUGUACGUUCUCUACUGUACCAGGCAGAGAAAAAUCGUUCGUUUGGCCGACAGGUUCUACGCCUUGGGUCAGUCUUUGGCGGGAAAUUCAGAUGAACUUUUGAGGGCGAUCGUGAAGCAAACAAGAAUGACAUUUCGGACGUACCUGGUACUGUGUGCCAUUUUCAUUAUCUCCGUGCAACCCAUGAUCAACGCCAAUGGCCGCCUUGAUCACAACGUUGUGGUUGGUUUGACCCAAGAUUUCAUAUUGAUGACCGUAAUUCUGCAAUACUGCCUCGUGCUGAUCUGUCUCAUCGAAAUGUUUACGAUGAUCAAUCGCCACUUGGAAGGUAUAUCGAGGAAAUUUUCGCACAAGAGUAUCGACACGAUGUUCAAAUCGUCGAGUAACUUCCACACCUUUGAACUGUACAAAAGCCAAGACUCUCAACUUUCCUACCAUCGUUCUCAGUAUUAUUCUCUUUGCGAUCUGUCGCAGGAUAUUUCGGAUUUUUUCAGCCUGCCCAUGUUGAUGGUCGUGUCGUUCUCAUUUUUCAGGAUCAUCUUUUCUAUAUAUUAUCCAGCUAGGAAAGUGAUAAAUCAAGUGGAAAUUAAUGGCUAUACAUCGCUGUUUUCCUACUGCAGGACGUGGUUCUGGUUUUUGGUUACUGGAUACUUGCUCGUAGUUUUAACGAAUUCGACGGCUAGAAUCGGAAAGCAGAAAGAACGAACAGCAGAAAUCAUCAUCAAGUGGUCAGCCAUUGUCGAUAACACGGCCAUGGAGAAACAGGUUUGA